AUGGAAAACAUUAAACUAGGAUUUGGGCAAAUGGGUUCUGCAUUAGCAAAUGGAAUAAUGAAGUAUAAUAUAAUUAAUAAAAAAAAUAUUUAUUAUCAUGAACCAACAAAAAAAAAUGAUACAUUCAACUAUUUAAAUUCAAAUAAAGAGGUUAUAUGUGUUUGUGAUAUAAUUAUUUGUGCCGUUAAACCGGAUAUCGUUUCCAAUAUAUUAAAAGAUAUUGGGCCUUAUUUGUCUUCUAAAUUAUUAAUUUCCAUUUGUGCCGGGAUAAAAAUUGAAAAAUUAGAACAAUUAGUAGGACAGAAUAAUAAAGUAGCAAGGGUUAUGCCUAACACUCCCUGUUUAGUUGGUAAAAGUGCUUCUACUUUCUGUGUAAAUAAAAAUGUGAGUGAUAUUGACAAAAAGUAUAUAAUAGAUAUUUUCAGUUCUUGCGGAAUUAUAUAUGAAAUAAAAGAAAAAGAUAUGGAUAUUGCAACAGCUCUAAUUGGUUCAGGACCUGCUUAUGUUUACUUAUUCAUAGAAAGUUUGAUUGAUGCAGGUGUCAAAAAUGGAUUAUCAAGAGAUUUAUCAAAAAAAUUAGUAUUGCAAACUAUACGUGGUUCCGUUCACAUGAUUAAUUUAUCUGAUUUAUCAGUCCAACAAUUAAAAGACAAUGUUUGUUCACCCGGUGGUACUACGUCUGUAGGCUUAUUCACUUUAGAAAAAAAUAAUUUCAAAUAUGCAAUUAUUGAUGCUGUAGAUGCAGCAUGUGAAAAAUCAAAGUUAAUGAGUAAAUGA
Plasmodium relictum is the source of this 777-nucleotide messenger RNA. RefSeq names its product pyrroline-5-carboxylate reductase, putative. The transcript has 6 exons. Gene Ontology annotation, molecular function: pyrroline-5-carboxylate reductase activity. The record is from RefSeq and is a predicted model, not a curated record. Gene Ontology annotation, biological process: L-proline biosynthetic process. The coding region runs from base 1 to 777 and encodes 258 amino acids. Lineage: Eukaryota; Apicomplexa; Aconoidasida; Haemosporida; Plasmodiidae.